Scatophagus argus is the source of this 4950-nucleotide messenger RNA. It is a transcript of the gene mcu, whose product is annotated as mitochondrial calcium uniporter. Bases 118 to 1248 code for a protein of 376 amino acids. The transcript is spliced from 9 exons. Gene Ontology annotation, biological process: mitochondrial calcium ion homeostasis; calcium import into the mitochondrion. Gene Ontology annotation, cellular component: uniplex complex; mitochondrial inner membrane. Lineage: Eukaryota; Metazoa; Chordata; Actinopteri; Scatophagidae. Gene Ontology annotation, molecular function: calcium channel activity; uniporter activity. The record is from RefSeq and is a predicted model, not a curated record.
GCAUGUGUAUGAAGCCGUAGUCCAGCCCUGCAACCCGCCCACCACCCUCCCUCUUCCCUUCGGUGCGUCUCGGUCCGCCCGCAGCAGUCUCCUUCCCGGCGAGGUUUCACUACAGAGAUGGCUGCGAAAGUGUGCAGAUCAGUACUCCUGUUGUCCCGGAGCAGCGGAGCGGUGGCCGGCAGCCUCCCCGCACUUGUUGUCUCUUCACAGCGACAUCAUCAGCAUAUAAGACCGGAGGCACUGUCUGCUCCUUUCAACCGUCAGACUGUCAGGAGAGCACAUGGCCUACGGUCAGCAGCCCACUCCACACUCUUCACCCAGCCUCCCACUGCCCUGUCUCCACAGGUUUGGAAGGGCGCCCCCUCAUGGCAUGGCCAGAGACUGUUGUGUUCCUCUGCUGCUCCAGAGGAGGUGACGGUGGUGUAUCAGAAUGGGCUACCAGUGAUCUCAGUGAGUUUGCCGUCCAGGCGAGAGCGCUGUCAGUUCACCCUCAAGCCUCUCAGUGACUGUGUGGGAGUUUUCCUGCAACAGCUCCAGGCAGAGGACAGAGGCAUCGACCGGGUGGCCAUCUACUCCACAGAUGGAGCGAGGGUCGCCUCCUCCACAGGUAUAGACAUCCUGCUGUUGGAUGAUUUCAAGCUCGUCAUUAACGACACCACACACCUUGUGCGGCCACCAAGGAGAGAGCUGCUGCCCCACGAGGAGGCAGAGAGGCUGAAUGAUGUCAAGUUUCUGGUGCAGCAGCUCUACACCACCCUGCGCAUCGAGGAGCACCAACUCGGCAAAGAGCGCGAGCUGAUCGGACGACUGGAAGACCUCAACUCUCAGCUCCGCCCCCUGGAGAAGGUGAGGGAGGAGUUGAGUAAGAAGGCAGAACGACGCACCACCUGGGUGCUGUGGGGUGGCAUGGCCUACAUGGCAACCCAGUUUGGCAUUCUGGCCAGGCUGACCUGGUGGGAGUACUCCUGGGACAUCAUGGAGCCUGUCACCUACUUCAUCACUUAUGGCACAGCCAUGGCCAUGUACGCCUACUUUGUGCUUACACGCCAGGAGUACGUUUACCCCGAUGCUAGAGACAGACAGUAUCUGCUGUUCUUCCACAAGGGGGUGAAAAGGACACGCUUUGACAUUGAGAAGUACAACAAGCUGAAGGAUGAUAUCGCUGAGGUGGAGUUGGAUCUGAAGCGUCUUCGGGACCCGCUCCAGCUCCAGCUCCCAGUUCAGCAGCUCACUGCCAGUAAAAAUUGAUGGGAAGAGUGACUCCCUCCUCUCUCAGCUCCCACAACCCCUCUUCUCCUCUUUUCUCCCGCCGUCCAAAACCCUUUUCCCUCCCCUCUUACCCCCAGUAAUUUCCUCCCACUCCUCCCUCCCCCAUCCCUCCCACACCUGAAUAAUGCCCCCUCUUUCUUGACUGUGGGAGUUAGUUUCUUCUCCUGUUUUUUUAUUUCCUUUUUUUUUCUUCUUUUUUUUUCCUGACUGAAAACUCCAGUUGGAAUUGCAAGUGAAAGCCGCGACAAAGACAAAGAAGGAUGGUGAGAAUACCAGAAACUGAAAAACUCUCACAGCCAAUGAUGAGGAUGAUGAAAAGGACAAUGAUGAUGAUGUUGGGAUGAAACUGGGCACUAUGGGCAUGCCUCAAGUCUCCAGAUGGACAGCCUGCAAGGACCUCCAGGGGGCGAACAGGAAUCAUCACACCUCUAGACACUCCAGAACAGAGGACAUGCAGAGGGGAGACAGGGGCAGUGAUUGUUCAGUGAGUGUGUGCGCGUGUGUGUAUGUGUGGGACUUUCAAGGCACACUGGGACACCGACCCUGGCGACUCAGUGGUGUAGUCCUGCUUCCUCUAGCAGUCAAACUGUCAACACACACACCUACUCCUGGUUGGGGCAGACUCCAGGGAGAGACUCUACCCCACUUGUUAAAGUUUACAAGGAAGUCCUGACUGCAGUCGCAGUCAUCAGGAGGGACCUUCGUCUUCCUGUGGCUGAACCCUGCUGCCUGUCCCUGCCUGGGCCAUGCCUUCUCCAGGUGACGGACAGCUGUCCCUCCCAGAGUGACCUCUGUCGGGAGCCUGUCUCGACCCGCAGGAUGUAGGCAUGACGACGCCUCAUUUCCUCUUCCUGUUGAUGUCCUGUAGCUGCCCGGUCUGCAAGUAUGAGAGUACUACCGACAACAACAUCACUGUGUGUUCUUUUAUUCCAAAAAAAAUAUUUUGGCACUUUUUAUUUUGAAAGCCAUAGUAUAUUUGUUAUGAAAAGAAUAUAAAUAUAUAUAUGUAUACAAUCAAAUAAACAAAUGACCAGAGGCUAGUCUUUUCAGUGGGGGGAGGAACUCUCUUACAAACAUCAUUUCAUCAGAAACUCAGUUACAUACUCUGAAGAUCUCCCAGAACAAAGGAUUCCCGCUGAUGGCCCAACUCAUACUUUGUCACAUACGCACACACAAAUAGCAUUAUACUGUAUGCAUUAAUUACCUAGGGCGUAAGGCUCUCAUGCAUGGCCGCCAAAUGGGGUAACAACAUCGAAGCCAAAUCAGGGUUGGAAAUGCCUUUAAUUAGAAUUGUUUUCAGCAAGAGAGGAUAUUGACAUGGAUAAUGCCAUGCUUCACCUCUAUAAUCAGGUUGCUAUGAAAAUGCUGAACAUAAUGAUGGGGCUCAAAUGUUCAUUGGUCAUUGCCUCAGACAAACCCAGAAGCAUGUUAUAGAUGAAUGUUUCUGAUGAAUCUGAAAGGAUUAUUGGAGGUGUAAAAUUACCAUUUCCAGAUUUUCAGUGUCCUGGCCUUUAGCUUAGCAGCAUGUGAUGUGUAUUUUAUCAUCUAAUGUUUUUUUGUUUUGCUUUGUUUUUACAAAUCUCCAUCAUGAAGCUUUCAGAUGAAAUGACCAAAAGGUUAUAUCUAAAACUAAAAAAAAAAAGCAUCUUGGCACUGAUUCACAGAGGCUUUUUUCAUCCUGAAAUAAGGCCAGAGUUUUCUCCUCCCACUGUUGCUGUAAUGCCCCCCUGCUCCCGCGAUGGCAAGGCAGGGUAGACUGCAUGCUGUGGUAUGCCCUCAGUAGAAAUUUGUGAAUGUGUAGGAGCAUUAUUACAGUUUUGUACUUAAUUGGACACUUUUCUUUGCCACAUCUAGCUGAAGUCUCAUCUCCCCCCCCCCAAAAGGUUAUAGAAGCCAUAUGUUUCUGUUGGUUUUGAGAUGGUCAUCGAAUAAACCUUUGUCAGCUUCACUUAGUUUUUUGUUCAGGGUGAGGAUUGGUGGCCCUCUUUAUGGCCCCGUUUAUGUCUCCAAAAAUAAAAAGGUCUCAACACUAGUUAUUUUUCAGUCUGAACUGCUGUAGAUCACCUCUGCAGAGAGGAAGCACAAUAACACAACAUCCCAGCACAUAGACUCCAGUUCGAGAUCAUCUCCCCCUUGUGUUUCUCUUGUGGACAAUUGGCUGAAUCCUACUGAAGAGAUCCUUGGGUUUGACUGCAGACUUUUUUUUAUUAUUAAAAUGCAUGAUUUCAGAUAAAAUCCAAAGUUAGCCAUGUCAAGGCAGAGCUUGGUGUGUGUGUGUGUCACUGUGUGUGGUGGUGUGUGUGUUUUAUCUCCAAGGGAAACGGUGCCUUUUGGUUGAUUGAUGAUGUUCAAGGUGUAUGCAGCAGUUUGGUGAACAGCACUGAUAAGAUCGCUGAGUAAGUAAAUUUCUUAUUCUGGAUGCCAUCCUUACAUGAAGGAGGGUUCAGUUUGAAUGUUAGGAAACGGAAAUCAAUCCUGCUGUGUGUCUGUGAACAUUCGUGUUUGUUGAGUCCACGUGCUGACGAGUGCGAGUGCACUGGGGGCAAAGUUCAGAUCACCAUAUUCAUGAAUCGUUUGGCCCUCAUCACCUCGUUGUCAAUAAUGGUAAAAAAAAAUUCAAUUCCGCCCACAUCCCACUUCAUAGCAGUCAUUAGCUUUAAACUCGUUUUUUUUCAUACGCACAUGCACACACACACCUCACACACACAAUGUGACAACGGUGUUUCCUUGGAGAUGUACUGUGGGAGGUGAGAGAGAGUUGUGGCCCUUUGUCUGCAGUCCAGUCCUCCCCUCUGCUGUUUCAACACUUCUCUCCAUCAUCACCACCUCCUUUUUAUCAUGCCAUCCACCGUUUAUAACCUUCGUUCCUUUUCUCGUUUAUUUUUUGAAAUACAAAAUAUAUCAAAUAUAGGGAAACUUUACUAUAAAGAGGGUGUUGCAUGAAUGUAUGUUUACAAGAGAAAUGUGAAAAAUAAAAAACAUGAUUUAUCAAAAAAAAUAAAGAAAUAAAAUUGCAAAGAUAAUUUAAGAACGUUGUUUGUAGAGAUUCCUAGUUAUGACGGGGCAGCGGACAGGGCUGUGUCUUUAGAAUCUGCCCUGCCAAAUCUGACUUAAAUCCCAGCCAACCAACUGCUCAAACCGCACUCCCACCUUCACCUUAUUUACUUCCAUAUCCCCCUCCCUCAGUGUGCAUCAGUACUCCUCAAUAAAUGGGAAAACACCCUCCAUCCUCGGUGUACCUAUAAAGGAUGAGAGCUCUCGAUCUUGGUUUCUAACGUCCUGGAUUCGAGUGCAAAGGAAGUGUCAGGAGCACUCUGUUAGCAUAUCAGGGAAAAUCUCCCUCUCUCCUGUCAUUUUCAUCCACCCUCAGCCUAUUUUCCCUCAAAUCUCAUUCUUCUUCUGUGUUUUGAAUGUGUUUUGAAUACUUUCUUUGUGUGCAUUUAUUAUGACAUGUUUAAAAAGCCUAAAGAGUGAGGCAGUUAUAGGAUUGAAAUGAUCUUGUACUCCAUUCUGACCUCUUAUUUUAUUUUGUUUUUCUCUUUGUCUUUUUUUUUCUUCUGUUGACAUAUGAUGCUGUAAUGUUGGCAAAAAAGAAAAUGUAAAAUCCUGUAUCAUUUAUGAAAUAUGUAUAAAAGAGAUAUGUAAUUCAAUUAUCAAUAAAAUCCUUAUCCAGUUUUUGGA